AUGCUUAACUGUUUCGAUUGUAAGCAGAUUUCUUGGUAUUGGUAUGUCAUCUUAGGAUUCGUAGAUGUACAAGGCAGUUUCCUUGUUAAUAAAGCAUACCAGUUUUCAUCAAUCACGAGCUUGACAAUACUUGGUUGUAUGACGGUUGUUUGGGUCAUAAUUCUCACUUGGCUAUUUCUCGGGACAAAGUAUUCCGUGUGGCAGUAUCUUGGGUCAGCUGUAUGUGUUACAGGACUAUGUUUGGUUGUAUUUUCUGAUUCUGGGGUUGGAGGUGGAGGUGGCUCCAAUCCCGUUCUUGGAGAUGUUCUUGUGAUUGGAGGGACCAUUUUCUUCGCAUUAAGCAAUGUUGGUGAGGAAUUUUGUGUUAAAAAGGCUGGUCGAGUUGAAGCAAUAGCAAUGUUCGGCUUAUUUGGAACCCUUGUGAGCUUAGUGGAGAUAGCCAUUUUUGACAAGAAGAAUCUCGAAGUGGUAACUUGGUCACCGGAAGUUAUUUUAAACUUCGUGGGAUUUGGAAUAUCAGGAUUUAUGUUCGGUUCUAUAACACCUCUCGUUCUACAGGCUAGUGGAGCCACACUAUUAAAUCUUUCACUAGAUUUUAGACCCUUUUGUGUCAUCUGA
Erigeron canadensis is the source of this 618-nucleotide messenger RNA. RefSeq names its product solute carrier family 35 member F1-like. Gene Ontology annotation, biological process: transmembrane transport. Gene Ontology annotation, cellular component: membrane. NCBI's taxonomy places the organism in Eukaryota, Viridiplantae, Streptophyta, Magnoliopsida, Asterales, Asteraceae. The transcript is spliced from 8 exons. Gene Ontology annotation, molecular function: transmembrane transporter activity. Bases 1 to 618 code for a protein of 205 amino acids. The record is from RefSeq and is a predicted model, not a curated record.